Acipenser ruthenus (sterlet) is the source of this 2426-nucleotide messenger RNA. Its product is annotated as BAG family molecular chaperone regulator 5-like. Gene Ontology annotation, biological process: negative regulation of protein ubiquitination; protein stabilization; regulation of inclusion body assembly. Bases 152 to 1501 code for a protein of 449 amino acids. Gene Ontology annotation, molecular function: protein-folding chaperone binding; adenyl-nucleotide exchange factor activity. NCBI's taxonomy places the organism in Eukaryota, Metazoa, Chordata, Actinopteri, Acipenseriformes, Acipenseridae. The transcript is spliced from 2 exons. Gene Ontology annotation, cellular component: cytosol; nucleus; cytoplasm. The record is from RefSeq and is a predicted model, not a curated record.
GGCGUGGUUAUGAGGUAUUAGCCGAGGAAAUUCAGGGAGAGGUGUUUUGGAUUUGCAGUGGGAGCCAGAUCUUUAACAAAUUAGGCUGAUCCUUAUUGGUGUAUCCAAUCGUGUUUCUCCUGUUAUUUGGAACUUUUGAUUUUGGAAGAGCAUGGAAAUGGGCAACCAGCAUCCCUCCAUGAUUCGGCUCCAGGAAAUCAUGAAGGAAGUCAAGGACCUCAGCUCACAGGUGGUGUCUUUCAGUGGCCUGCAAACUGACAAGGAUUACUGCAAACUGGAAAGAGCUUUGACCAGACAGCUGUUUGAGAUUGACUCGGUGGACACAGAGAACAAGGGGGACAUCCAGAGGGCUAAGAGGGGGGCCACCAAUGAGGUCCAAAGUCUGCUUGAGAUUCUACAGCAAAACGUCAACCACCCGUCCCGGGUGGAGAUCGAGAGGAUCUACCUUGAGGCACAGAACCUGGUCGCCCAGGAGGUGACGCCGCUGAGGGGAGGAGGGGGAACCAUCAGCGACGAGUUUGUGGAUGGCAUCCAGGAUGUCAUUUUGAGACUGACUCAGAUCAGAACCGGGGGAAAAGUACAUUUGCGGAAAGCCAGGUACCGUGCACUGACUAGGGUGUGUGCAGUGCAGGAUAUCAUAGAGAGCUGCAUGAAGCAGCAGGCUCUAUCACUCCCCCUUUCCAACAACACCCAUGGCUCAGUCACCAAGAUCAACUCUAUCAUGGUGGAGGUCAACAAGUCCCGUGGUGACUUUAUCGCUCUCCUGAUGGGACUGAACAGCGGGGACAGCUGCGGGCGCCUCUCCCGGGUGCUCACAGGGUUUCUUGUCGAGCUGGAUGCCCUGGAUGUAUCCGGGAACACAGAGGUCCGAAACUACAGGAAGCAGGUGGUAGAGGAGAUCAACGGGCUGCUGAAACACUUGGACCUGGAAGGAGAAGGGGACGCCACCUGCAGGUAUGACCUGGCCCAGAAUGAUUCCAUCCAGAAAAUCGAGCAGAUCCGUCACACGGUGGCCCAACUGCGGGGCCAUCUCCUAACGAUCGAGAAAGCCAACGAGCUUCACUUCAAACACAAGGCAGAGCUGCAGGGGCUGCUGACCAGGCUGGACGAGGUGAGCACUGCCAGGAACCCCUGCAUCCGUGAAGCCAGGCGGAGGGCGGUUUUGGAGGUGCAGGCUGUCAUCACCUACAUUGACCUGAUCGAAGCGCUGAGGAAGAGGGCUGGCGAUACCUGCAUGGAGGAGCACCCCUCCCACAAGGCUGUCUGGAACGUGCUGGGGAGCCUCUCCGAACUGCAGAGGCAGGUGCUUGUCUUUGAAGGCAAAAGAGCCGACAAGAACUAUAAGUUGCUGGAGGAACUUCUUACUAAGCAACUCUUAGCACUUGAUGCAGUAGAUCCCCAGGGAGAUGAAAUGUCCAAAAUUGCCCGGAAACAGGCAGUCAAGUUUGCUCAGAACAUUCUCAGCUACUUGGAUAUGGAGACAGAUGAAUGGGAAUACUAGUACAUGUAUGAUGUCACUCGUAUUAAUCGUUCUUUGUACCUUGGGUUUGUAACAUAUCAUAAAAACAGUAUGUCAUUUCCGACUGACUGAAGAUCCAUAUGAAAAGAAACCGAUAAAAUGUCAGUCUCUGCAAAGACAACUGGGUAAUCCUUUUAGUUUUUUUUUUUUUUUUUUUAACUCUAUGACAAAAUACAGAUCCUUAUUUUGAAGAGUGUUAAUGUAAUUUAACGUGUCCUUUAAAAGCCAGCAUAUUUGAUCCUGAACUACUUUGGGUUUGUUUUAUUAGAAUUGCUCUAGUUUAAAUACAUAUGCCCCUUGGACUACAGUUGCUCCCUGUCAUAUUUCACUGCUUAUACUUUUCCGCCUGAAUAUCUGUGAAUUAUUCAAGUGACCUGUAUAUAGUAUCUGCUUUCAUAAUCUUUAAGCUGGUUAAAAAAUAUAAUUAAAUAGUGUAUUGUUUAGUGUAAAUUCUUAAAAAAAACAACAUUAAUUUAUUGUAUAGCAAAUGCCAAAAAACAUAAUUUAACGACACUGUAAUUCACUAUCUUCUGCCAUUUAUGCCUUGUACUGAGUACAGAAUUGUGUGAUUGAGUGAGUGGUUAAUCAAGUCACAUCAAAAUGUAACCAGUUAUGUACAUUAGAAAUGUAUUUAUUAGAUAUUUUACCAUUCCUAAACAGUGCACUAAAGUUUAUGAGUGAUGUAAUGAAUGUUUAAGUAUGUUGCUACAGUGUAGUAAAAAAAAUAAUGUUUGCAGUAAAAUAAACGUGAUAAUAAAAUGCAUGCUAAACUGGAUUUCAGUUUUAGAAAGUAGUGAAUAGCAGGAAGUAAAUCAUUUUCCACCCUUUGUUAUUUUGUUAAGUUGUUGCUAAUGUAAGCUGAAUGACAGAUCUCACAGCAGACAUAAAUGAUGUAUGAUCUAAGAAA